Colletotrichum acutatum is the source of this 3586-nucleotide messenger RNA. RefSeq lists its product as uncharacterized. NCBI's taxonomy places the organism in Eukaryota, Fungi, Ascomycota, Sordariomycetes, Glomerellales, Glomerellaceae. The record is from RefSeq and is a predicted model, not a curated record. The transcript is spliced from 2 exons. Bases 277 to 3546 code for a protein of 1089 amino acids.
GUUCUUCAGCGAGUUUGUAAGAUAGAAACCACUCCUACCCCUUUCCUCUCGAGCCCGCGUCAGGCGCAUUCUGAUUUCGUUAGCUUCGCGUUCUCAUUCCUGUCUGAAAUUGCAGAGCGUCUGGAUGACACCGAGCAUGCUGGAGCCGAACAUCCUUAUAAGUCGUUACGACGAAGAAUAGAUUUGGUAUGUCGCGGCCACUUGCAGUGGCUUUCAAAAGCUGGUCUUACGGAAGCGGGAGUUUUUGCAGCAAAUUACUGGCCAACGGGUACAGUCAUGGUUGACGCGAAUGAUGGUUCGUUUAUGCCAAGCGACUCUUUCACCGAUACACCCUUCCACUUAUUGAAGAUUUCCGCGUUUAUGGACACCCAUAACAGCAAUGACUAUCGGAGACUUGCCCGAAGGGUGAUACACAAGGUUGCUAAAGCCUGGCUUCAUACACUUGACAAGUCCGACAAGCGUGCCUCCCAUGUCUGGCCUCACGCACGAGAUGAAGGGUACAACAAAUACAGACUCAAUGAACAUGUCUGGAUAUGGAGAGCGUUGAAAACAAUCGAAGAUGACCGGCGAAGAUCUUCUGAAACGAAGGACCACCCGAACGAUGGAGAGAUAGAUCGUGAAGAGGUGGCUGAGGGCGACACAAAGGAUCGGAAAGUUCUUGACAUAGGUCAACGAGACCAACAUGUCAGUGAUGAUGAGAAGAUUUUCAGGAAGUUCGACUCUGAUGUCAUCCAGCGGGAUAUCCUGCGGCGGUUUACUGUCGAGAACGACGUGUCCAAGAAACGAAUGCUGGCAAUGACACGGUCUCCCCGCGAGACGCGCUUUUUGCUCCAUGCUAGCGACACUGCUUUAUUCUACGGCAUCAAAUGGAAUUUCUUCUUACAAACACUCUUUGACGAGGUCUGGGAUAACACCAUUGAGGCCCAGGUCCAUCAUAGCGAGAAUUCAGAGACAGGGUGGGACAACUCGAUCAGGUAUGCGCUGGCAAUCAUGAUGGGAACCAGGAACAUGACUCUUAACAAAAGGUCACCGAACGACCUUGUCAAAUCUGCUUUUGACGUUUUACUUCGAUCCACAAAUCCUAACGGGCUCUUUUAUGGGCAACUGGACGGAACUACGAAAGAGCCAGCGCUGUUCGCCAGAGAAGAGGACCGAGACUUCUACUUCCUUGCAAGCUUCGAAAUACCCUACGUUCUUCUCACGCAUCUUCCAAAGAUCGACUCAGCAUACAAAGACAUUACCGGAAAAGAUCCCAAGUCGCCAGUCAGACUCGAAAGGCUCCAAUUGACACCCCAGCAUCCCUUCAACGAAGUCGCAGAUAUGAUUACACAGCAGCCAAAGCGACAGGAGCACAGGUCGCCUACAAAUCAAGGUUCUGCCGCUGAUGCCGGUGAAUCUCAAAACAUGUCUGCGGGCCUCUAUCAGAACGUCAAGUCCAAGCGACCCAAGACUACGGCAAUGAAGAAGAGCGUCCCUUUCAAUAGCUUCAUCGAUCAGAGCAGCAUCAUUGACCUUGAUGAUGAAUGGCUCUACAACUAUCCAUCCUUUCUAGGCAGCGAUGAAAAGACAGCCGAAAGCCUCCAUGAAGAGAUGAGGAAGUUUUUGGGUCCAACAUGGCCAAACAACAUAAGCACACGGGUGAAUAACACAAACAUCGUAAUCACAAAGGCAGCUGAAAAGUACAUGCAAAGACUUUCAGAGCCAAAGAAGGAUGAUGCUUUGCCAACUUCAGACUCAACUUUCUUCACAAAUUACAACGCCAUCGAGAUGUAUUCUUGUGUGGUUAAUGUCCGGAAGCAGAAAAAUCUAAGCAAACAGGAAAGGGCAGACGGCGACGAGUGCCAUUAUAUCUCUGGCAGCCUCUCGCUCUGGGAAUACUUGUCAAGGCCUCGUGUAGUCAAAGAAGCCAAGAAAAGACUGAUUUGGCUGCCGGCAGCGAGCGACCAGUAUGCUCUCAUUUGCUACAUGACCAGCCCACCAGAUGAGAGACAAGCCAUUUCGCUCUUCUUCGACCGUCAUUACCAUUAUGAAAAACAGUUUCUCGAAGAAACAACGAUGGUACUCAACACCUGGGACAGUGAACUUCAUCUGAGCUUCCAUCGACUGGUCGAUGAGAGUUACAAGCUAAGGACGGGAAUCCCCGCGUCUAGUCGGAGAAACAUUCCAGGCGUUGCCAAUAAAAAGCUCAUGCAAUGCUCGAUGGGGUUUCGCUUUUCAGGAGACUUUUUCGACCGAUACUGGACAUGUUACAUGGUUGAACACACCUCGAAUGGGUGGAGGCCUGGUCCGUGGGGCGAACAAGGUUGGCAGCAAAGAAAAGUGCUAGAGUUACAACUUUUUGACAGAAUCCUGAAAGAGAUUGUCCAGAGCACCAAAGACAUCUUCGAUAUGGUCGUACACGAGCUGGGAGAGAACCGGGGAACCAUCUCCUUCUCGACUCUAAGCAGCGUUGAGUACUUUUCAUCUAGCGCCCAGUGGCAGAACUGUCAACAAAUACUCCAGGUCGUGGAGGAAGAGCUCGCAGACGUGCUGUCGACGGUCCUCAAAUGGGAGGCGCGUGAGAAAGAUAGGGGCCAGGAGCGGCCGCGAUGGACACGCAACGACGAGCGCAAAUACCGCGGCCUCAUUGGAAAGAUGCAAGGUUCGACGGGCCGUCGCACGCGAGAUUUACACAACUACCGUAACAGCAUUCGGUCACUGAAGGAGCAGCUGAUCAGCAAUCAGCAGCAGAGCCGUGACAACCUCUCGCUGAUCGACGCAGAGAACGUCCGGCUCUUCACGUACGUGACUGUGAUAUUCCUACCACUCGGCUUUGCAGCCAGCAUCUUCAGCAUGAGCGAAACACCACCAGGCAAUGUCCUCAAGCCCAUGAUUGUCUGCUCCGUAAUUGCGCUCUUCCUCACAAUCGUGGCACUGGCCAAUGCGAAGAAAGUGUCGAUGGCGAUCAAUAACUACUCACAGGCGAAGAUGAACAGCAAUCUUUUUAACUUGAGAAACGAGAUAUAUGGAAACGAGGUGCAGGCGCCACCCACACAACAGGAACAUGAGGAGGCCAAAGUCGGCCGGGUGUCUGAAAAAGACAAAAGGCCUGGCGUUCCUACUUCAAGCCAACCCAUCAUCCACAAGGCCGGCUUUUCGGGGCAUGUUCAGUUCUGGAUAGGAUAUCUAUUCAUUGAUCUGCCCUCUGAAAAGGUCUCAACCGCAUGUGGAAUCUUGGGAGACCCAGAGCCCAACCACUGGACCACCUACAUUCAUGUCAUUGUAGGAUUCAUGGUUUUGCCUAUACUUCUCGUUGCUCGCCUCAUCCAGCUUUUCCUUUACAACGCAGUCGAUGUGGGCCGGCUUGCCUGGGGCCAAUACAAAAUUUUUGUUACAUCAGCGAAGCCGAAGAAGCAAGACUUGAAGCGUAAUUGGCUGACAGACACCACGAGUAUACGUCGGCCGCUCAAGGAAAAGGUUGCAGAAGUGACAAAACGCUUAUCAGACCGGCAGGUCAAUAAGAACGAACCGGGUGGGGAUGGAAAUACCGGUCCGAAAGAGUCGUGACGAAGUGAUACGUCUCUCGAAGCUCACUCAUCAUGUUAUG